Molecule: messenger RNA, 1077 nt
Organism: Dermacentor andersoni
Lineage: Eukaryota; Metazoa; Arthropoda; Arachnida; Ixodida; Ixodidae
Product: nose resistant to fluoxetine protein 6-like
Molecular function (GO): acyltransferase activity, transferring groups other than amino-acyl groups
Source: RefSeq, a predicted model, not a curated record
CGUAGCAUCUUUCCCUCUCCCACGCACGCAGGGCGUCGUAGCGGUGCUGUGGGCAGUGGCCUUCGGCUUCGGCGCGGCUUGCGUGGCGUACCGCUUCGAGUGGACCCGCGGCACGAAGCACGGUGACUUGGCGAAGGUGUCACUGGCUUUCUGCGAUCGCACCAUUUGGGCCACGGCGCUGGCAGCGCUCACCUUCCUCUGUGUAACCGGAAGAGGCGGCCUUGUGGAGAGGAUGCUGUCGGCAGCUCCACUGGCGGUGCUUAGCCGGCUGUCCUUCGGCGUGUACCUCAUCCACUUCCUAUUCUACUUUGUCUCCAACAACGCGGCGAGGGAGAGGCGGUACGCGGGUGUUUACGAGUUGUUCUCGGAAAGCGCGUCGGUGUUCGUGUGGAGCUGCAUACUUGCGUUGGCACUGUUCCUGGCGUGCGAGGCUCCCGUGGGUCGCCUGGACAAGAUCAUCUGGGGCCAGCCACCGCAGAAGAAAAAAGAGAAGCCCAUCAACGGUACACAAGAUCCCACGCACACGCAGUCAAAGGAGGCUCCUUAACGGUCGGAUUUUACCAAAUAAAGAAAGGAAAGAAAAGGAAAAUGUAGCGGUAGUAAUCGCUACAUUUUGUCAUCUUAGACAUAAUGUUGUUUGUUGUUUUAUUAACUGUACAUAAAUAAAAUGGUAGGCUUCGUCAUAGUCGGCUUUCUCAAGACACAGUUAAGGAAUAAGGACGCUGUCUUCCACAUUACUGCCCAUGCGUGCUCACCAAGGCAGCACCAACAUACAAUGCCAACAAAAAAGUUAAACAAAAAAAAAAGCUAAUAAGAGGAGAUUUCACCUUAGGCAAUCCAUGCAAAACACUUUUGUUGGUACCCCGAGAACCAAACGCAGAUGCUGUCUACGUAAAUGGACAGUUUACCUGACGUCCGACCAGAUUCUCCCGCUUGAGCGAGGCUGGCCAUGGUAACAUUAUAGAUUAACGAAAAUAGAACACAUCCUUGCGGGACGCGGAGGGAGAGGUGUCGCUCUUCACUAAUCAUAUUACGAGUUUAACCCGGGCACAAUCUCCGCGAAAUUAUGUACGAAUC